Messenger RNA from Fonsecaea erecta, 1905 nucleotides. RefSeq lists its product as hypothetical. The record is from RefSeq and is a predicted model, not a curated record. The transcript is spliced from 3 exons. Gene Ontology annotation, biological process: protein phosphorylation. Bases 1 to 1905 code for a protein of 634 amino acids. NCBI's taxonomy places the organism in Eukaryota, Fungi, Ascomycota, Eurotiomycetes, Chaetothyriales, Herpotrichiellaceae. Gene Ontology annotation, molecular function: ATP binding; protein kinase activity.
AUGCCUGUACAAGGCAAGCGCUUGGACGGUCAGCCAUUUGACCUAGUCGAUUUCGGUGAACUCGACGACUUCAUUACCAGAUACAGGGCGAGACUCGAUGAGCAGCGUCAGGUUCCUGGGGACAUUGAUCAGCUGUGGUAUGAUGAUCGAAAAGAGAGAGGCGCCUUGGGGAGGAAGAAGGAAGACGAGUUCUUCUUGCGAAGAUGGCUCUACUUUGAGAAAGACGAGAAGGAAGAUGCGGAAUGGGGACCCAUAAGGCUGCUUGGGAGAGGUGGUUACGGCAUCGUCGGCCUGUGGCAGAAACGAGACGACAACAACCAGCUUGUUGACGAAGUGGUCCUAAAGGAAUCCAGCUACACGAAAGGGAAAACCGCCGUCAGCUCGAUUGAGGUCAAUCCCGUGGCUUAUCCCAGGCACCUGGUAGAAGCCGCCAUCCACAACGACAUUAAUCUUCGACAGCCCGGUGUUUCACCCCACUUGCGCGAAUACAAGUUCUUCUACGACGACCGCGCCUUUGCAGAGGGACGAUAUCGAUUCUACCUGGAGUACUGCCCACACGGGAGUCUUGCUCGCCUUGCCCACCGAUACCGGUGCUGGGAUACCUAUCUUCCUGAGGUUUUCAUCUGGCAUGUCUUCUCCAACCUGGCGAAGGCUGGCGAAGCCCUUCGGAAUCCUCCCCACCUCGACAGCAGGGCCAUCAAAGAGGAAUACCUCUACAAGUUCCGCCAAGACGAGCUAUUCUGCCUCCACCUGGAUUGGAAACCAGCAAAUGUGCUCCUCGGUUAUCCACACGAGGGCGAGGAGUACCCGUCCGCUCUGCUAAACGACUACGGACUGGCAAUGGUUACGGCGAUCUCUGACAGCUUGACGUUUAGACGGUGGAAUCCAUAUGCGUUGUGGUGGCGCGGCACCCCUUACCAUAAACCCACGGAACAAAGCCACUAUGGUGUGAACUGGGAAAUCCCACCUGACGGCGGGUGGGUCAGGACCCGGGAUACCCUCAACCGGGAGCUUGAUUGGCAAAGGGCUGCCACGCAACGUGAAGACGAGAACGAAAAGCUGGGCGGUGAUGUGCUCUUCGAUCACUCAAUGAACAUCUACGGCAUAGGGCAGAUCAUGUUCGAGAUGGUGACACUCCGAAAGAGCGAAAAGCACCUGGAGAAAGUCCGCGCCAAAACCCUCAAGAGAUUUCGGCGGAACGGGAACCACCAGAUCUCGCACGUCUACACCAAGAAACCGGGCGCGUACAGCAGCCGGCUCCGCCAUUUGAUCCACCGCUGCCUCGACCCCGACCCGGCCAACCGGCCCUCGCAGCUCGAACUCAUGGACCAGACGCGCCGGGGCCUUCGGCUGGCCAUCAAGCGCGCCAAACGCGCCGGGGAGUUCCCCGUGAAGGUGUAUCCCGGCCACGACAUCAACAACAUGCCACUCGGGGACGCGGGAUUCCGGCCGACCGCGGGAGACUUCAAGUAUAUGAUCGAGAGCGAGUUUGUCGACCCGGACGCGCCCCGGCUGAAGCUGCCCGCGGCCAAGUACAGCGGCUUUCCCGAAGGCUGGUUCGAGCCCAGCUGGAAGAAGCUGUACGACCAGCAGAACCCGCACGAUCGCUGGUUCAACGGCCUCCAAGGCCACGGGGCCGCCUCGCCACCGGGUUCGUCACAGGUGGGCAAUGACGGCAGCCACGAGAGCGGUAGCCGUAGCGACAGCGACGACGACGAUGAUGACGGCAACAACGGUGGUAACAAUGGCAGCAACAACACCAACAACGACAACAACAACAACAAUAACAAUAACCAGCAGCAGCCUCAAAACCAAGCCGGCCAAUUCGUCCAGCCCAGGUCGCCCCCGAAACAGAAGAGAGUCCGCUUCAUCGUGCAAGACGGAAAUCUAGCCGCGGCUCCGUGA